UCAUGCAUAUAUAUACAAAAUAUAGCGGACCGGUAAUCGGUUAAAAGUAUUACAAAUAUUCACAUCGUCAAAAUAAUUAACCAGUUUAGUUACUUGAACAUUGCAAAGUGCAGUGAAUUGGUAAAUUGAACAAGUGUAUAUUGUUCAAUACCUGCGUGCGUGCGUGCGUUUAUACUUAAAUACAUAUUUAUGUAUGUAUGUUGUAUGGUCAUACAUAAACACAUGCAUUAGUGUGCAAGUAAAGCAUGCUCAAGACAUUUUUUAUAUGUACAAAAGAGCAAUAAAAAAUAUCAGGCGAAUCUAAACACGUUAUUAAAUACUGUGGAAAAUGUGUAUAUAACUAUGUAUGUAAAUACGUUUCUUAACAUAACAAUACAUACAUAAAUCAAAAGGCGACGGCUCGAUCGACAAACAUGGAUCUGCUUUGUUCAGAAAGCCUAGUUGGUGAUUCGGAAAUACUAUCAUACAUACAUAAUAAACCAACGACUGAUGCCCCACAAGUUAAUUCAAAAGAGAACAUGAAAAAUGCCGAUCAGCCAGAUUGUUGCUCGAAAUUAGAAGUUACAACAAAUGAAAAUGCCAAUGCGGAUGCGAUAAUUGCAGACAGCGAUGCAGAAAUAACGUGUCCAUUGAUUACUAACCAUAUUAACGGCACUAUAAAUAUAAGCCAAGAGCAGUGCAAUACUGUAAAGGAUUAUUCAAUGUUAAAAUCUGAUCGCUGUCUACAAAACGCAUUAAAAUCUGAAGAAAAUCACCAGCAGAAUGCCGAAACCUAUUUUCACACGGUUCAAAAGGAUAUAACCCCACCGAUGCGCAAGAUUGUGGUAGAAUGGAUGAUGGAGGUUUGCGCCGAGCAAAAGUGCCAGGAAGGAGUUAUUUUAUUAGCACUCAACUAUUUUGAUCGAUUUCUGUCAACAAAAUCACUGCGAAAAACAAAUCUACAAAUUUUAGGCGCUGCCUGCUUACUACUUGCAUCCAAACUACGCGAGCCCAAUUGUCGCGCAUUGUCUGUGGAUCUUUUGGUCUUCUACACCGAUAAUAGUAUAUACAAAGAGGAUUUAAUUAAGUGGGAACUUUAUGUAUUGAGCCUCCUAGGCUGGGAUCUUUCAACAGUGACCGCUUUAGAUUUUUUAGAUCUAUUGAUUAUACGUCUACCCAUAAGUAACAAAAGGUUCUCCGAACUCACAAUUGAAAAAGUGCGCCGACACGCACAGGCAUUUAUAUCAUUAGCGGCCAAAGAACAUCAUUUUUCAAAAUAUGCGCCCAGCACUAUAGCGGCAUCUAGCAUUGCCGCAUCCAUGAAUGGACUCAGAUGGCAUUUGUGCUCAGGUCAUAACAUUCACUUUUUGUUGAGUCGUCUGACUGUUUUAACCAAUACAGAACAGGAUCAACUUGAGGAAUGCAUGCUGCAAAUGGAAUCCAUAUUCGACGAACACCGGCACAAAUUGCAGCCAUUUUUAAUCAAUACAGAGAACUCGCCUUCAUUGAACGGAUAUUAUAACUGCCGGUAUCGGCAUAAACAGUAUCAGCUGCAUCGUCAGAAACCGAAAACUACUAUAUUACCAAAACUUGCACAGACGUGCAAAAUGCAGGCACAAGCCCAGAAGGAAUUGCAGGAAAUAAAGUUUUGAUUCAAUUGGAUAGAUUGAUUGAAUAUCGAGUAAUGCAUGCCCCCAACGCUCACAUUCACACAUGAUUUGGUUUUUGCCCCAAACAUUUGUCUCACACAAAAAGUCUCACCGAGAAAACAGUUUAAACAAAAAGUGUCUCUUGUUUUUAUUAAUUGAGAACCAAAUUUUUUUUGUAUCUAUAUUACUAAAUGUAAAAAAGAAAAAACUCAAUUCCGGAAGUCUCAGACUGAUAACACUUUUGCUACAUUGAUAAGAAUUUUACU
Messenger RNA from Drosophila busckii, 1894 nucleotides. RefSeq names its product G1/S-specific cyclin-D2. The coding region runs from base 414 to 1631 and encodes 405 amino acids. Gene Ontology annotation, molecular function: cyclin-dependent protein serine/threonine kinase regulator activity. Gene Ontology annotation, cellular component: cytoplasm; nucleus; cyclin-dependent protein kinase holoenzyme complex. The record is from RefSeq and is a predicted model, not a curated record. Lineage: Eukaryota; Metazoa; Arthropoda; Insecta; Diptera; Drosophilidae. The transcript has 5 exons. Gene Ontology annotation, biological process: mitotic cell cycle phase transition; positive regulation of G1/S transition of mitotic cell cycle; regulation of cyclin-dependent protein serine/threonine kinase activity.